Paraphaeosphaeria sporulosa is the source of this 1233-nucleotide messenger RNA. RefSeq lists its product as uncharacterized. The coding region runs from base 1 to 1233 and encodes 410 amino acids. Gene Ontology annotation, molecular function: protein kinase activity; ATP binding. Lineage: Eukaryota; Fungi; Ascomycota; Dothideomycetes; Pleosporales; Didymosphaeriaceae. The record is from RefSeq and is a predicted model, not a curated record. The transcript has a single exon. Gene Ontology annotation, biological process: protein phosphorylation.
AUGGGCAAGCCUCACGCCGCACGAUGGAGAUUACCAAGACCAGUUCAUUCUCGGGUCUCACGUAUUCGCGUCAUUGGCGCUCUCUUAGUUCUCUGGAUGGUAUGCCAACUUCACCUCUUCUCGGUAUAUCGGGAUGCACUAUCUGCCAAAUACGGGCCAACAGAGUUUGGCAUACUAGGCGCCGAGCAACACUAUCGACCAGACAGUGAGGCAGAGAAACUACAAGCAGAACUAGUUGCGAGCAGAUCUGAAUGGAAGAAGCUGGGAGCCGGGUUUGAAGGAACUACGUACGUGCUUAACGACACAGUCAUCAAGACCUUCACGCCUGGACGAAGCCCUUUCCGUAAUUGUCAUCCCAAACAUACAACUAUACGAUGGCCAACAGAGAUUCCUGCAUCACUUCUCUUUUGCAGUGGUAGUUCAGGUCGCAAUGCCACGUCUCGGGUGUCACGAAAUGCGCCAACGAUCGGCUGCCUUCCUGUAAAGGCAGCGUUCCAUACUGCAGCUGGCCCGGGGAUGAUCACACAAUGGCACUUGGUCAUGCCUCUUGCUCGCCAAGGUACGCUUAAAAGCUUGUCGAAGAACGUUCAAACUCAAAAUCUGGGAUUCCGCAUUUUAGACGCCCGAUACCGCGCAACCUUCCAUGAGCUUCUCCGCUCACUGCAGAUCUUACACGAAACUGGAUUUUGCCAUGACGACAUCAAGCCGGACAAUAUCUUCGUCGGGGAAAAACAAAGAUGGAUACUAGGCGACUUGGGCAACGUUCGACAUGUCUCUCAUCCAUACCACAAGUCUCGCAUCUGGUCAGAUAACAUGCAACUACCAGAUUGCCGCACGAACGAUGCAGUCCGCGCACUCAAAUCAUACAUUUUAUUCCUCCGCGCUUCUUCUAUUAAUGUGGAAGCCUUGGAUGAAGAACUCUUUUUGGGGAGGGAACCUCUCAGUAAACUAUUUCUGUGGAUGUUAGAUGAUGCGACGACGAUGACUGCUGAAGAGUUACGAGAACGAUCGAGUUUCAAGCAUCCAGCUCAGACAGUACAGGUUGAGGCUGUGCAUGCUGUGAGUAGUCGGCCAGCGUGGCCUAGUCUACUUCCUUACCUCUCGUUCAGAGGUCAAAGACUGUCGAGGAGGGUCAAGCACGCCCUGAAUUUGAGCAACAGUGAGAUGUUGGCAAGGUGGAAAGCUAUGACUUGGAUCUUCGGCAUUGAUCAAAGUGUCUGCUCUGGCAUGUAA